Molecule: messenger RNA, 2588 nt
Organism: Camelina sativa (false flax)
Lineage: Eukaryota; Viridiplantae; Streptophyta; Magnoliopsida; Brassicales; Brassicaceae
Source: RefSeq, a predicted model, not a curated record
GAGAGAUAUAGAGAGAGAGACGAAGAAUGAAGUUGAGAUAUGGUGAAGUUAUAGGAGAGAGUAGAGGGAAGAGGAAAGCUCCGGAGGGAGACGAUAAUGGUGGACUGAAGAGAAGAUUGGUCGAGAGCAACGAAAAUAAGAACGAUCUUCAGAGAGACGAAGAUGGUAUAGUGAAGAGAAGAAUCGUUCACGGCAACGAACUGAAGAACGGGAAGAUCCUCAGAGGGAUCCAUGGCUGUGUAUCUCCUCGGUGCUCUGCUCAUACUUACCAGCCUCGCUUCUCAUGGUUUGAGCAAGAUAUAUGGACAUACAUAACAAGGUUUUUGGAUGGUAAAUCCUUGGUGAUGCUGGGAGCAACGAACAAAUGGUUCAACAAGCUCGUAAUGGAGGAUAUUGUUUGGAGGUUUGCCUGCUUGCGUGAUCUUCAGGUCCCUGAGACGUUUCCCGUUUCUUCCAGCUGGAUUAAGAUUUAUGCUUCAGCUUUUGAUGGGAGUCACUCUUACUUGUUCCGUCAGAAGGAGAAGCAUAUUGAUUGGAUGCGGAUUGGUGCCUUUCUACUUGACUCUCGAAGCUCACUCCUGACUGAGAGUUUGAGUGGUCAUCUCAAAGUCCCAAGGGAUGGAACCAUAGAACGAAUGUUACAGUCCAGUGGUUCAUGUGUCAUCAACGACAUCAAAGGUGGUAUCUGGAUUGCAGAUUUACAGCUUGUGCGUUGCCCUGUUUGUGACCUCAGUACCUGUGAUGGAACAAUGCAAACACUUGAUGCUAGGCACAUGGAACUGUUCCUCAGUGAAGGCUACAAAGAUGGAAGCUGGGAUUACAAUCUUAUUGGAUCUCAUAAGUUACAGAAAGACGCAAGUGCAGCUUGUGGAGCCAUAUUUGAUCUCAAACACCUUAAAGAGUCGUCAUCCUCAGGUAUUCUCAACCUCAAGUCUUGGACCGGAGAGCCAGAUGAUUCCCAACCUAAAGCAGUUAUCGCACCCCACGCUGUCGCUGUUCACACAAGACUGCAAGAAAACGAAGGAAUCCUUGUGAAAUACCACACAAUGAAAGCAGGAACAGACGGUGACAUUGUUUCCAUCAGAAUUUCCCAGCAGCUUCUCUGAUUCCUUCACACUGCUUUGUCUUCAAAGUCACACACAAAGCUUUAAGUAUAUCUGGUAUUCAAAUCCUUUUUUUUCUUCAGUAAAAUAAAGAUAAACAUUAAUUAGCUCAUCAUUAUAAGUUUACAACUUUACAAUUGGUUAUAAGAAAAGUAUGACAGGUUACUGAACUUCUUGUAUAAGAAACACAUACCAAUGAAUAUAAGAAGAUUUAUGUCGACCAUAUUCUAUUACUACCAAAUUAGAUAUUGAUUACUGUUCUCUGACUUUUUCUAAUUAUAUAUCUUCAAGUAGUUACAAAUUUACAAUUCCCUUUUAGUGCCGAGCCACACACAUUAAUGACUUUCUCAAAACAAUUCGUUUUCCUCGUCUUCUUCUUCCCUCCCUCACCUAGAUGCCUCAGAACCAAAACGUUGGUUGCUACAGUUCCUCAUGUGGACCUUGACGUCAGCUUCCCUUUCUGGAUAUUUCCCAACCAGUCUUCGUCCCGUGGCUAUACAAGAUUGAACCUCCGUUUCACCGAUCUUAAUGAGACAGCCUAAACUUAAAGCUUCCAAACCCUGAACCAUGUCUCGUCCGAGAAAUAAAACCGCAACGUAUUCGCCUCAACGACCCUGAUAAACUGCUUAGGCAGACGGCUCCUCAGCUUUUGAGGCUUCAGGAUCUCUCCUAUUUCACCUUCUGAACCAGACCUUCUUGAGUUGAGCUGUCCUAACGAAGACGUCAAAUCCUCCUCCUUCGAAAUCUAACCCAUUCAUUUGCCUUGGUAACUCCAUGACCUCCUUCGUCACACCUUCAGAAUCAGAUCUCGCCGGUUCCUAAAGUCUUGUCAAAUCUUCAAGAAGUACGUGAGAAACACGCGUUUUCUUAGCGAGUGAAUGUUGUAGUUUAUCAGCGUCACCUAAAAGAGGCCAAUACUAACGGGCUUUAAACUAAUAUGGGCCUGAAGUCCAUUAUCAAGUCAAAAAAUACGAAGACUAGAAUUAUCACACCCAGAUCCGGACGGAACCCACUGAUUCAGUCGCAUCCCGGUGAGAGAGAGAGAGAGAGUUUUAGGCGGUAAACGGAUCAGAAACGAAACGAGCAUCACCGUUGAGCGAUCGAUGUAAAAUGUGAUGAUUCCUUGGAAAUCAGACGAAGAAUCCCUAGAUUUUGGACGGAUUUUUUUCUUUAGUAAACUGGGUUUAGUUGAUCGGAAGUCCGUCCGCAAUCUAGGGAUUUUAUUUUUGAUGAAAAUUCAUAAGCGGUGGAUCCGAAUCGAAUCGUCAGAACCGAUUCCUACGCCGGACAGUUCAUCGAUGAUUCUUCUCAUUCCGAGAGAGCGAUGUGGUUGAAGAUUGCGUGAUCCCAGAAGCAGCUAUGAUUCUACGCCAUCCAAAAGCUUCUAGCUUCUUCUGGACUUCACAACACAGGCUUACAAGUACUAAAGAUAAUCUGCCUCUCCCUAGUCGGACCGCUCACCGCCUUGACCUUUUGUGUCGGUCU